Pocillopora meandrina is the source of this 1122-nucleotide messenger RNA. NCBI's taxonomy places the organism in Eukaryota, Metazoa, Cnidaria, Anthozoa, Scleractinia, Pocilloporidae. The record is from the annotation of a GenBank genome assembly.
AUGAAAGAGAAACAUCUUAAGUGGUACAGUCCUUUCGUGUUCCUUGUUGGAGCUAUGUUAAGUUUUGCUGAUCUUAUCACCGACAUACUUACACUGGUAGAAUUCUACCGCGCGAAUCACAAAGUAUGGUUUGGUGUGGGGCUUACUUUUGUUUUAUUGCCAUGUUUGGCGUUUCCAGUAGUGUUCUACCUGUCGCGUACCAGUAGAUCACACCUUUCACCUUCUAAUUGGGCAAGAACUGCUCUUUGCGCAUUGCAUCCAUUUUCAGCAGCCUUCGCAAGACUAGAAGCUUUACUUCUCACUCUCAAGAAAUGGCGGUAUGAAGAUGAAAUCGACCUCUACUUUAAAGACAAAGCUGAAGAUCUAUUCAGUUACAUUGACUUAGUUGUACUCUUUGAGGCAGUCCUUGAGUGUGCUCCACAAUUUAUAAUUCAGUUGUACGCCAUCAGUGUUCAGGAGGAACCAGCUGCAAUUAUCCAAAUCAUUUCUCUACCUAUCUCUUUCCUCACUCUGGCAUGGGCCUUCACAGCCACUGAUAAGAUGUCUCUUGUAGCGAACCAUAUAAUGCCAAGUAGCAGUUAUCUGAAUGUUAAACACAAACUAGUAUUGUAUGCAACUCACUUGCUCCUCCUGAGCAGUCGACUGUUCGCCAUCUGUUAUUUCACCGUCAGCUACAAGUGGUGGGUUAUUGGUGUAUUAAUGGUUCAUUGUUGUGUGAUGGUAAUAGCGACUGUUAUUCAGCAUAGAGAUAAAGUUUGCUGUAAUGCCUCUAAAGUUUUCGUUACUUUAUUGUUCAUGGGCAUUCACAGUCUAAGAGAUGACUUUACACAUAUUACGAUAAGAGUAGACGUAAAUGGUGUAAAUAGGAAUGUAUAUUUCUCACAUAUUUUGUUUGUAUUAGAAAACUUCUUUAUGAUCCUGAUGUUUUAUUUCACUCACCCCAACGCUUGGUACUCUUUACCUGUCACUGUGUGUGUUUGUGUGUUCAGUGUUCUUGGAUCCACAAUGAGAAUUUGCCUAUUUCGUUGGCUUAGCAAGAGACCUGCCGAACAGCUCAGCAGCUGUGAUGACAGCAGUAAUGUGAAUGCUAGUGUUGAGAAGUGUUAUGAAAGUUCAGUAUAA